This is a messenger RNA of Rattus rattus (black rat), 1981 nucleotides long. It is a transcript of the gene Cd6, whose product is annotated as CD6 molecule. The record is from RefSeq and is a predicted model, not a curated record. Gene Ontology annotation, cellular component: membrane. NCBI's taxonomy places the organism in Eukaryota, Metazoa, Chordata, Mammalia, Rodentia, Muridae.
AACAAGAACAGAAAGGGCACACGGUGAGACAAGCCGUCGGUGGCACAACUGCCUCACCGAACCAGGAUGGCACUUCCUACAGGCAGGCGUGGGUAGCAGUUGGAGCCGGCAACAGACAUGUGGCUCUUCCUUGGGAUCGCUGGAUUGCUGACAGCAGUUCUCUCAGGUCUCCCAACUCCAGCCCCCUCUGACCAGCACAGAAAUGGCAGCAUCCCAAAUAUGUCCUCGGACCCAGAGGAGCAGCUGGGGAUUCGCCUGGUGAACGGGAGCAGUCGCUGCAGUGGAUUUGUGCAGGUUCUACUAGAGUCCUGGGAGCCUGUGUGUGCAGGGCACUGGAACCAGGCUGCUACAGGGGCUGCGUGCAACGCGCUGGGCUGUGGCGAUUUGGGAAACUUUACCCACCUGGCGCCACCCACCUCUGAGCGUCCACCAGGAGCCACUUCCCGGAACACUAGCAGCUCCAGGAAUACGACAUGGGCGGGGGCACCAACUGUGAGAUGCCGCGGAGCCAAUUGGCAGCUCUGCAAGGUGGAGGACCACGAGUGCAGCAGCGACAGGCGGCUGGUGUGGGUCACCUGUGCAGAGAACCAGGCUGUGCGGUUAGUGGAUGGUGGCAGUCGCUGCGCUGGCCGCGUGGAGAUGCUGCAGCAUGGUGAAUGGGGAACAGUGUGCGAUGACACGUGGGACCUGGAUGAUGCAAACGUAGUGUGUAAGCAACUGAAGUGUGGCUGGGCAGUGAAGGCACUGGCCGGCUUGCACUUCACCCCAGGCCAAGGACCCAUCCACCGUGACCAAGUGAACUGCUCUGGGACCGAGGCCUACCUGUGGGACUGCCCGGGGCGGCCAGGAGACCAGUACUGCGGUCACAAGGAGGAUGCAGGAGUGGUGUGCUCAGAGCACCAGUCCUGGCGCCUGACUGGAGGUGUUGACUCCUGCGAAGGGCAAGUGGAAGUGUACUUCCGGGGUGUCUGGAGCACCGUGUGUGACAGCGAAUGGUACCCAUCCGAGGCCAAAGUGCUCUGUCAGUCCUUGGGUUGUGGAUCAGAAGUGGACCGGCCCAAGGGGCUGCCACACUCCCUGGCAGGCAGAAUGUACUACUCCUGUAAAGGGGAGGAGCUCACCCUCAGCACCUGCUCCUGGCGGUUCAACAAUUCCAACUUGUGCAGUCAGUCGCUGGCCGCAAGGGUUGUCUGCUCAGGCUCCCAGAGACAUCCCAAUCUGUCGACUUCUGAAGUGCCUUCCAGAGUUCCGGUCACCAUAGAAUCUUCUGUGCCUGUGAGCGUGAAGGAUAAGGACUCUCAAAGUUUGACACUUCUCAUUCCCUGCAUUGUCCUGGGAAUUCUCCUUCUUGUCUCCCUCAUCUUCAUAGUUUUUCUUCUCUUGAAAGCCAAAGGACAAUAUGCCCUCCCUACUUCAGUGAACCACCAGCAACUGUCCACUGCCAAUCCAGCAGGGAUCAACAACUACCAUCCUGUCCCUAUCACCAUUGCCAAAGAAGAUUCCCAGAGGCACCGGGUCACAGAGGAAGAAGCCCAACAGAACAGGUUCCGGAUGCCACCCUUGGAGGAAGGACUUGAAGAGUUGCACGUUUCUAACAUCCCAGCUGCUGACCCCAGACCCUGUGUGGCGAAUGCCACCUCUCUGGGCUCUCAGUACCACACGAGGAACAACAGUGACUCCAGCACAUCCUCUGGGGAGGGUUACUGCAAUGAUCCCAGCAGCAAGCCACCUCCAUGGAACUCCCAGGUGUUUUCCGAGAAGAGUCCCCUCACAGAGCAGCCCCCCAACUUGGAACUGGCUGGCUCUCAGGCAGUGUUUUCAGGUAACUGUGUGUCCUUCCAUGCUCCCAACCGGUCCAACCUACCCAGAAGAGGCACAGAUUCAAACCCUGAGCUGCUGGCUAUGUGACCUCGGACAAGUCUCCUCCCCUCUCUGGGCCUUCAUUUCCUCAUUCGUCCAGUUUCAGGCUUGGCUCUCCUGA